CAGCAGGAGCAGCAGACGGUCAGAGUAGGAACCAAGAAUCCAGUGUUUGUUUCCGGCGGAACGGUGCCCGUCGGACCGCCGUCCUCCUUCGGCAUGUUGCUCCUCGGAAGGUUGCAGAGGCUCAAAGCUGUCUUUACUCUCCGCGUGAAUCCAGGUGUGAGGACGGUGUCGUUGGACGGAGUCCAGCAGGGGGAUGACGCGCUCGUGAAGAUGGAGAACCCGUACCUGCAGCCGCCGCGCGGCUGCAUCCUCUGCAACGUUAACGUGGACUACAAGAACAUCCAGCUGCUGUCUCAGUUCAUCUCUCCUCACUCUGGGCGGAUCUACGGACGACACCUGACAGGGUUGUGCGGCAGGAAGCAGAGGGAGGUGACCAAAGCCAUAAAGAAGGCUCAGGCUCUGGGUUUCAUGCCGGUGACCCACAAACACCCGCAGUUCAUGAAAGACCCCAACAUCUGCAGCACCAAGCGCCUGGAGUAGGACCGACCCGCUUCAGCCGGCGCUCCGUGCUGCAUUCAGGGACGUUCUACCUGCAUCGCCUCAACAGCACCUGAAAGUCAUGAGGAGGCGCCAGACCCUGUCCAGGUGUUACCAUAGAAACCACGCCCCCCGCCCUGCAGCAGGUGACUCUGUCCCAGUUCCAGAAACCCGCCGACUUGGUGGAUCUUCAUGAACAGUUCUGGUUCCGGAGCAGUGCGAGUUCUGUUACUGUGUGGUUCUGUUGUACAGCUGCUUAUGAGGACAUUAACUUUAAAAAUGUAUCAUCUGAGAUUCAUUAAAGUCUGAAAAAGCCCA
This is a messenger RNA of Oryzias melastigma (Indian medaka), 795 nucleotides long. RefSeq names its product mitochondrial ribosomal protein S18C (gene mrps18c). Gene Ontology annotation, biological process: protein K69-linked ufmylation; regulation of proteasomal ubiquitin-dependent protein catabolic process; response to endoplasmic reticulum stress. The record is from RefSeq and is a predicted model, not a curated record. Gene Ontology annotation, cellular component: endoplasmic reticulum membrane; ribosome. NCBI's taxonomy places the organism in Eukaryota, Metazoa, Chordata, Actinopteri, Beloniformes, Adrianichthyidae. Gene Ontology annotation, molecular function: structural constituent of ribosome; UFM1 ligase activity.